Zingiber officinale is the source of this 541-nucleotide messenger RNA. Its product is annotated as bax inhibitor 1-like. NCBI's taxonomy places the organism in Eukaryota, Viridiplantae, Streptophyta, Magnoliopsida, Zingiberales, Zingiberaceae. The record is from RefSeq and is a predicted model, not a curated record. Bases 50 to 526 code for a protein of 158 amino acids. Gene Ontology annotation, cellular component: membrane. The transcript has 4 exons.
UUGAUCUGUUUUCAUUGUUCGCCGAGAGAGAGAUAGAGAAGAGAGAGAGAUGGAUGCGUUCUUCCAAUCCCGAUCUCAGUCCCAUGGCGGAUGGACUCGGAAUUCCUUCAAAAAUUUCGGUCAGAUCCCUUCGAAUGUUCAAAAUCAUAUGAUGCUGGUUUACUUGACGCUAUGUUGCGCGCUCGCGGCAUCAGCGGCUAGAGCUUAUCUCCACAUUUUGAUGAACAUUGGCGGAUUUUUGACGAUGAUGGGUUGCUUUGGUAGCAUCAUGUGUCUGCUUUCCAUGCCUCCAUAUGAAGAGAAGAAGAGGUUUGGGCUUCUGAUGGCCGCAUAUGCUUUCGAGGGGGCUUCCAUUGGCCCUUUGAUUGAGCUUGCCAUUGAGUUCGACUCCAGGUUGAUUAUGCUUGCACCCCUAAAGAGGUUCAACAACAUUUUCAGUCGUGUGGUACUGUUAACAGAGUCACCAUUCUCACUGACAGAAACGGUCAGCCUAGGGUUUUGCUUAUGUCGAAUUCUUGGAAGUUGAGGCAGUCCAAGAAGC